Messenger RNA from Mya arenaria, 501 nucleotides. RefSeq lists its product as uncharacterized. NCBI's taxonomy places the organism in Eukaryota, Metazoa, Mollusca, Bivalvia, Myida, Myidae. The transcript has 5 exons. The coding region runs from base 166 to 501 and encodes 111 amino acids. The record is from RefSeq and is a predicted model, not a curated record.
ACUAGACUUGUGUCAAACAAGUUUGCUCUCAAACACAGUGUCGUGUUGCAUCCGCUAGUGUUCGUUUCGAAUGAUUUGUAAAGUAAUAACAUUAAAUUAAGAAAGACACUGUUCUAUCGGCACAACGUUUUUGAACAUAUAUUUGGAUAUUAAAGAAUUGACAACAUGUUAGCCGCUUUAAUUGUGUGUGCUCUCGGCCUUGCUACCACUGUAAUAUGUGAAUGCGAUGACCUUAUGGCACAUUGCGACCGAUUGGAUGAACGCUACUGUCUGCCGCCUUAUGACGUUUACGCUCGUGAGAUAUGCCCCAGCCGUUGUGGUCUAUGUGACGAGGUGAAUGUUUCCCAGAAGAAGCGUUCCCAUGGUGUCGUGCAUCAGUGGGCUACUGAACACUGCUGGGACCACAGUUCCUCCCACCUUGCGGACCCAUUCUGUGCUCUUCUCACUAACACUACUACCCCACAACCAACGACAGAAUUUUCACAGCUGUACCACCGUUAG